AUGGUUAGAAACCGUGAGGACUGGGACAAGGUGGAAGAAAAGGCAAAAGAGUUACUGAAUGCAAGAUAGAUUGCCAAUAGGAAGCAGGAAGUGAGAAAAGAGACGGCACGCGCGCUAGCCAUAUGGAGAUAACAUUGAAGCCGUGGCUCAUUUUAAGCAGUAUUGUGAUGUGAAAGACCCCUUCUACAUUUACAAGAUAAACGACAAUACAGGCAAUCCAGACAGGCCUUCUUUUGUCUUCAAAUUGAGUACCUUAAAGGCGAAGAUUGCGAUAAAUAUGGAAAACACAAAAGAGCUAAAGGUUACGUUCCUCUUACAGCCAUUGUCUACCACCCCUUGCUUCGGCGACAAAUUCCUUUAGCCGCAAUGGAGGCGGUUUCAGAAAACACCGAAAAUGUAACACUAUUCUGGGAGCUAUUUAAUGAAGUCAUUGAAAAGGUUUCCAACGGUGAAAUAAAGCAGUUCAGAGCUAUAGGCUGGUGCACUGACAUGGCCGGUUCGAAUCUUAGUGCGAUGAGAAAGGUGUUUGGAGAAAACGUAGUUCACUGUAUCAAAACAUGCGAAUUUCACUUUCAACAGUUUGUCAACCGUCGUUGCCGAAAACUCAGCAGUUCUAAUGAAGGGCAGUUUAAAGACCUUUCACAUCAACUUCUAGAAUGCGUUACUCCAGAAUGCUACGACGAAGUGAAAAACCAGCUUAUGACAAUGAUUUCCCAGGAAAAAGAAGAGGACUAG
Porites evermanni is the source of this 735-nucleotide messenger RNA. The record is from the annotation of a GenBank genome assembly. NCBI's taxonomy places the organism in Eukaryota, Metazoa, Cnidaria, Anthozoa, Scleractinia, Poritidae.